Molecule: messenger RNA, 1620 nt
Organism: Colletotrichum higginsianum IMI 349063
Lineage: Eukaryota; Fungi; Ascomycota; Sordariomycetes; Glomerellales; Glomerellaceae
Product: Prostacyclin synthase
Exons: 3
Coding region: 1-1620 (539 amino acids)
Molecular function (GO): heme binding; iron ion binding; oxidoreductase activity, acting on paired donors, with incorporation or reduction of molecular oxygen
Source: RefSeq, a predicted model, not a curated record
AUGUCCAAAUUGCAACUCCAGUGGUCCAACGAGACCGAUUCCCAGUCGGCUUGGCUAAGCCGGCUGGACGGUCAUAUUCCAGGCGGCGAGCAGGGCCGGAAUGUCCUGCUCGCGAUCUUUUCGCUAUACCUCGCCUAUCAAAUCUUUUGGGCGAGCUCCCACGAUCCUCGCGAGCCAAAGCUCAUCAAGUCCCGGAUACCGAUUCUUGGACAUAUUGUUGGCAUCUACAAACAUGGCUCUCGCCACUUUACAUGGAUUGCUCAAAAGACGGGCCUUCCCAUCUAUUUGCUCCCCAUGAUUGGGGGUGGUAGGAUCGCCAUCGCCAACACACCAGAGGUUUUGAGUGCCAUCGACAAGAAUCCCACCGCCGUUGCCUUCAUUCCUCUGGCUGCCCUUGUCAUCAAGAAGCUCUCUGGCCUUUCUGCCGAGGGUAACAGAAUUCUCUGCGGCAAGACUGCCGGGCCUGACAAGCAUGAGGGGUACAUGCACAUCUUGUCGAAGGGCGUCCACAGCACCCUGGCCCCCGGCCGUUCCCUCGAUGCUGUCACCAGCAUCGUAGCAUACGACCUGAACGACUCGAUACAGGAGCUUCACGGCAAGACGACGCGCAUGAACGUCCUCCAUUGGUUCCGCCACGCUUUUGGAAUCUCGUCCACCGACGGCAUCUAUGGUCCGGGGAACCCCUUCAAGGACCCCAAGGUGGAGGCCGGCUUCUGGGCGUUUGACGACUCCAUCAGUGACCUUCUUAUCAGUCCCAUCACUAGGCUGACCUGCCCCUUCGGACACAAGGGCCGCGCCGACGCGUGGGCAGGGUUCGAGAAGUACUUUGCGAACGGGGAUCACGAACAGGGAUCCGACCUCACCAAGGCGCGAUACAAGACGGCCGCCGACCUGGGCAUGAACAACCUGGACAUCGCCAAGCUCGAGGUGACCAUGAUCAUCGGCAUCCUCACCAACACCGUGCCCACCAUCUUCUGGGCCGUCUACUACGUCUACCGCGACCCUUCUUUGCUGGAGAAGCUGCGUCAAGAGAUCGCCGCCGUCGCCAUCCGCGGCACGGACGAGAAGACGGGCGCCCCGGCGUGGACGCUCCCGACCAGCGCGCUCAAGGAGAAGUGUCCGCUCCUGACGGCCGUCAUCAACGAGACGCUGCGGCACCGCACCUGCGGCAUCUCGAGCCGCAUGGUCACCGAGGACUGCGUCCUCAACAACAAGUACCUCCUCAAGAAGGGCACCGUGUGCGAGCUGCCCAACAACGUGCUGCACUCGAAUGAGGCGUACUGGGGCCCGACCGUCAACGAGUUCGACCCGACGCGCUUCCUCAAGGACGCCUCCUCCAAGGAGGCGCGCAUGGCCCGCGGCGCGUUCCGCCCUUUUGGCGGCGGCGUGUCCAGAUGCGCCGGCCAGUACCAGGCCAUGUCCCAGAUGAUUGGCGGGUUGGCGCUGCUGAUCAUGAGCAACGACUGCGCCCCGGCCGACGGGGCCGAGUGGAAGUUCCCCGGCGCCCACGGUCACACCAUCGCCGCCGCCGUCGACCUGCCCUCGUCGGAUCUGUGGCUCGACGUCUCGUCGAGGAAGGGGUACGAGGACCAGACCUGGAAGCUGGACCCAAAGCUAUAG